Molecule: messenger RNA, 1635 nt
Organism: Pseudomyrmex gracilis
Lineage: Eukaryota; Metazoa; Arthropoda; Insecta; Hymenoptera; Formicidae
Gene: eIF1A
Product: eukaryotic translation initiation factor 1A, X-chromosomal
Exons: 5
Coding region: 143-586 (147 amino acids)
Biological process (GO): translational initiation
Cellular component (GO): cytoplasm
Molecular function (GO): RNA binding; translation initiation factor activity
Source: RefSeq, a predicted model, not a curated record
CGAGAUCCGAAUGAACUACGUUCCGCUCACCGUUCACUUCCGUCGCCUCCAAAACAGAAGGAUUGACGUGCUUGCGUUCUCGGUGCUAAGAAUUCUUUCGAUUUGUUCGUUUUUCGUUCCUGCGAUCUGAUUUUAGAUCAUCAUGCCAAAGAAUAAAGGAAAGGGAGGUAAAAACAGGAGGAGAGGAAAGAACGAGAAUGAAACCGAAAAAAGAGAGUUGGUGUUCAAGGAAGAUGGACAAGAAUAUGCUCAAGUAACAAAAAUGCUGGGUAACGGCAGAUUAGAAGCCAUGUGCUUCGACGGAGUCAAGCGGUUGUGCCACAUCCGGGGAAAGCUUCGAAAAAAGGUGUGGAUAAAUCAAGGAGAUAUCAUAUUAAUCGGAUUGCGAGAUUAUCAGGAUGCUAAGGCAGAUGUUAUAUUGAAAUACUCUGCCGAUGAGGCGCGCAAUCUGAAAACUUACGGUGAAUUCCCAGAAACUGUACGCAUCAACGAUACAGUCACCUUCGUGGAAGAUGGAUUCGACGAGGAUAUUGAGUUUGGUGAUGAGAUAAGUGAUGAUGAUGAAGAUGAUGUUGACAAUAUCUGAUGACCUGCAGUGUAAUAAUAAAGAAAAGGUACAUCACGAAAAUGCUUGGGGGAAGCUCUAUUCAUUUCACUGAAUUAUCCAACAUCAAAAAGUUUCCUUCUAAUCCACAGUAGCUCAUCAUCUCUGUACCGAUAUAAAAAUACAUAUAUAGAAAUAAAUUAUCAGUUCACGGACAGCAGUACUCGAAUUCGAAAUUUAUAUGUGGUUGAUUGUGAUAUUAGUAAAUUUUGUAUAAAACUUUUGAGUUUUUCUUCUUUAAUAGCAAAUUUUUGCAGGUUUUUUUAACAUAUGUCGCAAUAUUUUUUUGCGUUGAUUUCAAAUGUACAGAAUAACCGACACCUGUGUGUUUUUCACAGUUUUUCUGUAUAUUUCUCUCAUGUUUGUAUCGUGUAUUUACUUACCAAUGUAACAUGUAUGUCAUUAUUUAAAUCGGAAAUAGAAAUAUCACUGUUGUAUAUCACAAUUCUCAUAUUUUGUGUACAUUGAAAUGUUUUAAUGAGCAAUUAAGAGGAAGGAACGUAAAAAAUUACAUCUUAUCAAGCUUCGACGAUAGCGUAAAACAAGUUAAAAUGCAAUAUUAGCUAAUUACUGAAUUAAUAAAAAUUGAGAAACAAACAUAUAACAUGAAUACAAAUUCUCAACAAUAGUAACUUAUUAUUUUAAUGUAGCUCCGAUUGAUGAACACAUAUAUUUGUUAACGAUCAAAUCUGUUACGACAAACAAUGUGUGAUGUAAUUCUCGAAGGAGACAAUUUGCGUUUUUGUUAUGUAGCAGUGCAAUUUGUAUCGGAAAGAAGCUGUAGUACAUACGUGUAUGUAUACGCACACAUGUAUGUGGUAUAUACACAUAUAUAAAUACUACAUUUCGACAUUUGGCUAUCCAACAACGACGAUAAAUGUAAUAAGUUACUUGAUUACUUUUGUAAUAAUAAAAGAAUCUGAGAAAUAUCAAAUAUUGUUUGCGAUUAGAUUUAAGUGAGAGAAACAUUAAAAUUUUAUUAUAAACUUGAAUUUUUUUCAUGUUGAAUAAAAUAUAUGUUCAAAAAAUUA